Procambarus clarkii (red swamp crayfish) is the source of this 1772-nucleotide messenger RNA. RefSeq lists its product as uncharacterized. The record is from RefSeq and is a predicted model, not a curated record. NCBI's taxonomy places the organism in Eukaryota, Metazoa, Arthropoda, Malacostraca, Decapoda, Cambaridae.
AACAUACACACAAAACAGCAAAGUUAUCACUGUAAACUGAGCUUGCAGGUAGUCUUUGUAGUUCUCAAGACAAACAGACAUUAUAAUUCUAAAGUGCAUUAUAUAAAUUAAAGCAUUAACUCUCAUUUUAACAGGAAAGUGGCACCAUUCUGAAAGUGAUAUUAUUACUGCAACUAUAUCUGAUUAUCAACUCAUAUCACCUAUAUUUCCCUGUUUUAAUAAACAAGCAAUUGUUUGAAAUGUGGCCAUCUGUGGGUAUGUGGACAUCCACAUACUUUCUAAUAAUUUUAUGUGUUGCAUUAAGGACGGUUUUUAGUGAUGAUGAGAAAGCUGUGCAAUUUUGUACGGAAGAUGCUAAUGCAAAUGACUUAAAAUUCAACUGUUUAUGCCCAUCAGUUAAUGAUACACUGAUUAUACAGGAUAAGAAGAUCAGUUAUGGAAAAAGUCACAUCAACAUUCCUGAUAAUGUCACAUGCUGGAGGAUUGUUGGAUGUUCAGCAGUACAUCUCAGUGGAACAACCUUAACUUCCUUGAAGCAUAUCCACACACUACAGCUCCACAAGAUAGAUCAUAUUCAUUUGGCUUAUGAUUUCUUCUUACAAUACAAUACCCCUUUAGAGACCUUGCAACUAUCACAUUCCACCUUUGAGGGCACGGAAGGAUCACUCAACAUUCAUGCCCACAACCUGAAGAUCAUUACUCUAGAAGACAUCAUCUGGAAGGGUCAGUUAAAUAUACUCAUCCAAAUACAAGAAGGCCAUGUUUUAGAUCUUGUUUCCAUAAAGAAUUGUAAAAUUGAAGUGCUUGGAGAAAUCAACUUAUCACCAAGAUAUGUUCAUACCUUUGCUCUUGAAAAUAAUUAUAUUGGCACCGUCUCCACUGGUGCAAUUAUCCAGGAAUCAGAGAAGACCAUCAUCCAUCAUAAUUAUGUUGGCUACCUUAGCUUCCUCUCGCUAGAUACUGACACACACAACUUUACACUCCAAGCAAAUACUAUAAAGAAUGUAGCACUUGAGAGUCUUGUAGUAAGCAAUGCAACUUUUAUACAGAUUAUAAACAAUGAAUUCUUCCAUAUAGAAAGCUUUGGAUUAACUUCAUUACAUUCUACAUCUCAAGAAGGUUCAAUGGUUUUUUCUGAUAAUAUAUUCCACAAACAUGAGCCAGGCAGUCUCAUAUUCUAUUCCACAGUAUUCAACAAAAAGUUGAUAAUUCAAAAUAAUGUAUUUAAAUCUACAAAUUGCAACUGCAGCUUUCUGAGUUACAUAAGAAAGAUGACAGAAAUUAAUGACAGUGUUACACACAGUUUCACUGGAGAAAGAGAGAAGGCUUAUGAAUUGUUUAUAGAUUCAUCUUUGUGUUUUGAUAAAGAAAGAAAAUAUAAACUAUCAUAUCUUUGUAAGGAGAGUGAAUUAAAUCACUAUUGGGUGUUCCCAGCAAUAGCUCUUGUUACUAUAAUGUUCACAGGGCUACUGGUAACAGUGGUGAUCAAUAGGCAUAUGUGCAGUGCAAAGUACACAAGACUCUUUAUGGAGUCAGAAGAAAUGGAUCAACACAAAACACAUUCUGUUUCUGCAAUUGAGAAAAUAAUAUAUAUAAAGGAGUAAAAUCCAUAUGUAAAACUUCUUUGAAUCUUCAGGAGUCACCACAGGGGUUCAGUUCUUGCACCAGUAAUGUUCAUUGUCUACAUAAAUGAUAUACCAGUAGAAAUACAGAAUUAUAUAAACAUGUUUGCAGAUGAUGCUAAGAUACUGAGAAAGAUAGGAGACGCAGAC